GUUCGAUUCGAGUUCGAAUUUUUAAAUCCAGGCGAAAUGCCCAGGCCUAGGUUUUACCUUUUAGGUGUUAAACUUUUGUGAUCUUACAAAUCGUAUGGCUAUGGAUUGAAACCCUUUUGCAUCUAGAGAAGAAGUGUAUACAGUACAUGAGAAUUUUUUCCGACAUACAAUAAAAGAAAAAUAUUUCAUUUUAUUCACACUUUUACCCUUUUAGCCGCGUAAAAAGUUUCCAGCGUGUGGAUCCGCAUGCCACGUGUCACAUUCCCUCUUUCGCUUCAUCGCCAUUGGAUAAUAAAACAAACAAGGUCAACACAGUGGCAUAAUCGUAAUUCGAUUCCCUCUCUAUUUCAUCGCCGGCCAAGUCCUCCGUCGUCACUUUUCACUACUUCCCCUCACCAAACCGAAGAAUCUCACGGCGAAACGAUGAAGCAUAUCUUCAAGAAGCUACACAGAGGCGGCAAUCAAGAUCAGAAUCGGACCAACGAUGCAGCAGCAGGAGCUCCACCGUCGGAUCAGAAUCGGAUACAAACCGCCGCGAAUCCUCAAUCAGGCUCAACGGAGUCGAUUCCGGCGGCGAGCGUAACCGCUUCUUCGACAACAACCUCUCCCGCUCCAGUCUCCGCCGCCACGACGAACCGUUCCGAUUACAUAUCGUCAGAGGAGGAGUACCAAGUCCAGCUAGCCCUAGCGAUCAGCGCUUCGAACUCGCAGUCCGGCGAGGAUCCCGAGAAGCAUCAGAUCCGAGCCGCGACGCUUCUGAGCUUAGGAAGCCAUCAUCGGAUGGAUCCGAGGAGGGAUUCGUCGGAGGUUAUCGCCCAGAGGCUAUCGAGGCAGUACUGGGAAUACGGUGUGCUUGAUUACGAGGAGAAGAUCGUAGAUGGAUUCUACGACGUUUACAGUCUCACCACAGACUCAGCUAAGCAGGGAGAUAUGCCGUCCUUAGAACAUCUCGAGAGCAAUCGAGGGACACGUGGAUUCGAAGCUGUGGUUGUGAAUCGUCCCGUUGAUACUUCUCUUGACGAGUUGGUGCAGAUUGCGCAGUGCAUUGCGCAGGAUUGUCGUUCCGCUAGCGUUGACGUGCUGGUAGAGAGGCUGGCGGAGCUUGUCACAGGGCAUAUGGGUGGAUCUGCCGAGGAUUCGAGUAUUGUAUUGGCAAGGUGGACUGAGAAAAGCAGCGAGUACAAGGCUGCGUUGAACACUUGUGUAUUCCCUCUUGGUUUUGUAAAUAUUGGUCUCUCCAGGCAUCGUGCUCUGCUUUUCAAGGUUUUGGCAGAUAGUGUCCAGUUACCUUGUAGGUUGGUAAAAGGUAGCCAUUACACGGGCAACGAGGAUGAUGCUGUGAACACAAUAAGGCUUGAAGAUAAUAGAGAGUACUUGGUCGAUCUUAUGACGGAUCCUGGGACGCUUAUACCUGCUGAUAUUGCGAUUGAGCCAAAUAACUCGCAUGGAAACAAACUUCCCACUGCUCAGUUGUCCGAUGACUUUCGGCACUCGGCGCCAAAGCUUUCAGAAGGUGAAGGCAGUAGUCAGAGUUGUAUAGCUGACAACAAUUCUUCUUUGGAUAGAAAUCGAGAGUCUGGAAUCAGGAAUUCAGAUUUGAGAGCUUCACCUUCUAGCGUAACUAGUUCGAGCCAGUUGGAGAAUAUUUCCUUGAAUACAGUUGCAAAGGGGAGUCGAGGAGCCGUAAAUGAUAGUUCAAGAACGAACGUGAACAUAGUUCCAUACAAUCAGAACACUGAGGAAGACCCAAAAAACCUUUUCGCAGACCUUAACCCGUUUCAGAACAAGGGAACCGACAAGCUGUUUAUGCCCACUAAAUCAGGGUUGAAUAAUGUUGAUGAUUUUCAUCAACCAAAAAACAAUCCUCUGGUUGGUAAGUCUCCUGCACCGAUGAUGUGGAAAAACUACAGUUGCAAUGAAGCCCCAAAGCGAAAGGAGAAUAUUCUCCCGAAACUCCACCGUGAUCCUCGUUACGGAAACAAUAAUUCCUCAUACGCUACCUCAAGCUCCGGUGUAGCGGUUUCGUCAAAUAUGCAUGGUAGAAACAAUUCCACUUUUGUGUCACCUGUUGUUGCUGCACCACCACCCUUCAGUUCCAAUGGAAAUCAGUUCACACCAAGUAUGGUAGAUGAUAUGAAUAGAAACACCAGCAGUGAACUAGAUCUCCAGCCUAAUGCUGUUGUUGGAUACCAAAAGGAUGAAUCUCACGUUGACGAUCAUAGAAAGUACACAAGUGAUGACAUAUCUACUGGGUCUGAUCCGAGGCUUAAGGAUCAUGAAAGCACGAGUUCCUCUCUUGAUUCUACAUCCUACCGGAAUGAUCCUCAAGUUCUUGAUGAUGCUGAUGUUGGUGAAUGUGAAAUCCCUUGGAAGGAUCUUGUGAUUGGGGAGAGAAUAGGAUUAGGGUCCUAUGGGGAGGUCUAUAAUGCUGACUGGAAUGGCACGGAAGUUGCUGUCAAGAAAUUUUUGGACCAGGACUUCUCAGGAGCUGCUUUGGCUGAGUUCAGAAGAGAAGUACGCAUUAUGCGAAGAUUGCGACAUCCAAAUGUUGUUUUCUUCCUUGGGGCGGUUACUCGUCCUCCGAACCUUUCCAUUGUCACUGAGUUUCUGCCAAGAGGAAGCUUGUAUCGCAUCCUUCAUCGGCCCAAGUCUCAGAUUGACGAGCGGCGCAGGAUCAAAAUGGCCCUUGAUGUGGCAAUGGGGAUGAAUUGCUUACACACAAGCACACCAACAAUUGUUCAUCGUGAUUUAAAAACACCAAACCUUUUGGUUGAUAACAACUGGAAUGUUAAGGUAGGUGAUUUUGGGUUGUCUCGCUUAAAGCACAAUACUUUCUUGUCCUCAAAAUCAACUGCUGGGACGCCCGAGUGGAUGGCUCCGGAAGUUCUACGCAAUGAGCCCUCAAAUGAAAAGUGUGAUGUGUACAGCUUUGGGGUGAUUCUAUGGGAACUAGCGACAUUGAGAUUGCCAUGGAGAGGAAUGAACCCAAUGCAAGUAGUAGGAGCGGUUGGUUUCCAGAAUCGGAGGCUGGAGAUACCAAAGGAACUUGAUCCUGUGGUGGGAAGGAUCAUCUUGGAAUGUUGGCAAACGGAUCCGAAUCUGAGGCCGUCGUUUGCUCAGCUGACGGAAGUGCUGAAGCCAUUGAACCGGCUCGUGCUUCCUUCACCACAGUAGUUUCCUACUGGUGAAUAUACGAAAGACACGGUUAAAUCAUAUACAAUUGUGCCUGCCUCCUCAUAAAAUCAUUAUCAGCCUACGAUAUGAGGAAUGUAAAUGAAAAACCACUUGACUAUAUAUAUAUUGUGGUGUAUUUUGUUAUAGAAAAAGCCGCGAUGCUGUGCUUAUUUUAUUGGCUUAUCGGUCAGAAGCCAAAGUAAAAAAAAAAAAAUCAUCAAAUUUCAAUAAUAUAAUCCGGUUUAUUGAUGGUUCGAUUGUAAAAUGUUUGAUUUGUGUUACCAAUCAAAUCCAACAUAACAGUGUGUAUUGUGUUGAUGACAAACACAGGAUAUGUUUAAGGAUCCAAUAUUUAAAAAAAAAAAACUAAUAUCCGGUUUGAUCAAUAGUGAGUUGUGUUCCAGAUCUUGUUUAGGGAAAAUGAAGAUUAUUCAUAUACUGGUGGUAGUAGUGCUUCUCUGUUGAGCCUCAACUUGGGGAGAGACGAGUAUUCACACGAACAAUUGGGCUGUCUUAGUCUGCACUUCUCGAUUCUGGUUUAACUACAGGCACAUGGCCAAUACACUCUCCCUCCAUAGGUUAAAGCUCUCUCCCUUUUAUGCUGGAAUAAUAACCAUUCUUGGAUGUAGUUUCUCUUCACAUUCUUGUUCUCUUUUACUUUUUUUUUUUUUUUUUUUUAUAGGACAGUCAAGAGACUUGGAAUACCUGAUGAACGCAUCAUCCUAAUGCUCGCUGAUGAUAUGGCCUGUAACUCUAGAAACCAAUAUCCUGCUCAAGUUUUUAACAAUGAAAACCACCUCCAAAUCAACCUCUACGGAGAUAACGUUGAGAUUAUCGUGGUUACGAGGUGACAGUUGAAAAUUUCCUGCACUGGGCGUCAUGAGAGUAGCCAUAUUCUACUCUACAUGACUGGCCAUAGAGGUGAUGAGUUUCUCAAGUUUCAAGAUGCUGAAGAACUCCAGAGCCACGACUUAGCUGAUGCUGUCAAACAAAUGAAAGAGAAGCCUAGAUUCAAGGAGCUGAUGAUUAUGGUUGAUACUUGCCAAGCUGCCACUCUCUUUAACCAGCUUCAAUCUCCUGGUGUUUUGGCAAUUGGUAGCAGUCUUAAAGGAGAGAACUCAUACUCACAUCACCUGGACUCAGAUGUAAAGUGCCAUUCACUAUUUCAUUAAUGCAAAGUCGUUAUAUUGUUUGGGGAUUGUUUCUUGUUUUUUAUCAUUGUAUAAAUCUCCAAUUCUAAUAUUGUUUUUGCUUCAGAUUGGUGUAUCUGUUGUAGAUCGGUUUACAUACUACACUCUUGCCUUCUUUGAGAGGCUCAACAUAUAUGACAAUGCAUCACUUAACAGCUACCAUAAGUCGAUAACAAUGCAACUUCAUCAUUGUUAAAACUGAUGCGCCUUUUUAGCUGAACUCUCUGAGUCUUUUGUGCAGUUUGUUUAGUUCCUAUGAUCCGAGCCAGCUAAUGUCUACUGCCUACUACCGAACUGAUCUUUACCAGCCAAAACUGACUGAGGUACCGGUGACAAAUUUCUUCGGUUCAGUUAUGGAGACCAUUCAUACUGAUUCACCUUACGAAGCCUUUUCAAGUAGAGACUCAAAUAGCAAGAUCAAAUCCGACAUGCCACUCAAUGAGCCUUCCGUGCAGGCACGGUCUUAAAGAAGAUGUUCACCUCAGCAUAGCGGUGAUGGUUCUCGUUGUAAUGGUGUCAUCAUCUUUGUUAUGAUGCAGCCAGGCUCUUAGGAUAGGACGCUCACUAUCAUCAUCAUCUCCACUUCACUUAAUCUCUGCUGUAUGAUCUUAAUUGUUGCAGCUUCGCAUCAAUGUAUUAUUACUUUUAUCACAAUGCUUUCUCUGAGGUGAAUAAGAGGUUAUUGGUUUA
Brassica rapa (field mustard) is the source of this 5054-nucleotide messenger RNA. RefSeq names its product serine/threonine-protein kinase EDR1. Lineage: Eukaryota; Viridiplantae; Streptophyta; Magnoliopsida; Brassicales; Brassicaceae. Gene Ontology annotation, molecular function: ATP binding; protein kinase activity. The record is from RefSeq and is a predicted model, not a curated record. Gene Ontology annotation, cellular component: cytoplasm. Gene Ontology annotation, biological process: signal transduction; protein phosphorylation.